AUGGCGGAAGAUUUCGUGACUCAUGAUAGGUUCGCGAUAGCGAACUCCUUGACUCCGCACCGAGGCGAUGGAUCCCGAUUCUCGUAUAGCGCAUCUUGGGGAACCUUGCCGGAGUGUGCGGCUCAGCAAGUCUGCAGUGCCCUCUACGUGCGACUGAAUCGAACGCAGCCUCUGUGUCAGUGCAGCAACCAGUUCAAGGAUCCCUGCUCGAAGACAGACUACGUGGACGAGCACUCAAUCAAGCUCAUCUCGUCAGGCGAUAAGAAGAAGGCCUACAACUUGGUGAAAGUCUGCGAGCCGGUAAUGUCUAUCCGGCGGUGCAAAUCACCGCAGGAUUGGCAACUACUGGCUCUGCAAUCCACGAGAACAGGAAAAUCCCAUUACUUGGUUGUUUGUCGAUGCCCAACCGGCUCCUCGCUUCUGGGUCCCAUCAAGCAUAACAAUCCCCCGUAUGCGAACAUUCCCGGGAUUCGGGUCUAUGGUAUGCUCUGCUCUCAGCGCAGAGGCAACCGACAAGUGAAAGAGAAAGAACUACCACCCGUGCCAUGGGACCGCCUUCUACAUUUGGCCCGUCAGUCCGGUCUCACAAAUAUCACCCUGCCGUUCAGUUAA
Molecule: messenger RNA, 612 nt
Organism: Galendromus occidentalis (western predatory mite)
Lineage: Eukaryota; Metazoa; Arthropoda; Arachnida; Mesostigmata; Phytoseiidae
Gene: dsx-c73A
Product: doublesex cognate 73A
Exons: 4
Coding region: 1-612 (203 amino acids)
Source: RefSeq, a predicted model, not a curated record